AUGUCUGAAUCGGAAGAAGCUAGGAUGACACCACUACCGCCGCCGCCGCCGCCGCCGCCGCGGCGAACGGAAGCGCCGCCCCAACAGCGCGGCCCCGACGUCGACGUCGCCUAUCGCAUUUGGCCUCCGACGCGGCAGACGCGCGAAGCGAUCAUCUCGCGCCUCGUGGGCACGCUGUCCUCUCCCUCGGCGCUCUCCACUCGCUACGGCGCCUUGCCCGUCGACGAGGCGACGUCCGUCGCCCGCACCAUCGAGCAGGAAGCGUUCGCCUCCGCCGGUGCCGCCGCCUCCGCCGACGACGACGGCGCGGACGUCCUCCAGGCGUACGCCGCGGCGAUCGGCAGGCGCAUGCUGGACUCCGUCCAGCCCCGCACGCGCAUCGCAUCCGCGCCGCCCGCGAUCGUGGCUCCUUCCCGCUGA
Syzygium oleosum is the source of this 420-nucleotide messenger RNA. RefSeq names its product WPP domain-containing protein 1. The record is from RefSeq and is a predicted model, not a curated record. Gene Ontology annotation, biological process: lateral root development; mitotic cell cycle. Bases 1 to 420 code for a protein of 139 amino acids. The transcript has a single exon. Lineage: Eukaryota; Viridiplantae; Streptophyta; Magnoliopsida; Myrtales; Myrtaceae.